GUUCAGACCGGCCCACCUACGGGAGAAUGCUGUUAAAGUCGCAGCGAUUUUUUGAGGAGUGUCGGCCUUCGAGAAAACACUUCCACUCUUUCCAACAACCAGACGGUUUCAAUCCGCAGUCACCUCUUCUCCACGGCGGUCUUCAAUACGUUGCUCAGUUUUGGGAACUAUUAGCUGACUUUACAAUGGAUUUUGAUGAGUAUGAUUACUUGGAAAAAAUGGUGGAAAAUCCCGAACCACCAAAGUCGGAUCAAAGAGCUAAUGGUGGUGAAGAAAGUGGUAAAAAUGAAGAUAAAGAUCGAAGCCGAAGCUCUAGGCAUAGAAGUGAGAAAAGCAGUGAUGAUCGUAGGUCAAAACGUGCAAAAUCAGGUGAAGAUUCCCGUGAACGUGAGAAAGAAAGAGGCUCUUCUCACCAUCGUUCAUCUCCAAAAGAUGGGGAUAGGAGUGAUAGAGACAAACAAAGGGGUACCCGUGAAACACGAGACAGAGAUAGGGAUAAAGAUAGGAGCAGGGAGGACAGAAAUGGAAAGGGUAGAGAUAAAGAUAGAGAAAGAGAAAGAGAAAGAGACAGAGGUGGUGACAGGGAUAGGGAGAGGGACAGAGUGAGGGUAAAAAGGGAGCAUGGACGUGAGCCUGAGAAAGAAAGGGAAGAGAGAGAUCAAGAGAAAGAGAAAGAACAUGAAAGACCACAUCGAAGUGGAAGCCGAUCAGAAAGACAUGGGAGUGAAAGGGACAGGGAAAAGAGCCGUGAUAGAGAGGUCAAAGAUAAAGAAAGAGAAAAAGAAAAAGAAAAAGAAAGGGAAAUUAGAGAACCUGAUCGUGAUCGUGAAAGCAGGCGAUAUAAAGACAAAAAGGAAGGAGCAGUCGAGCCGGAGGUUGAUCCUGAAAGAGAUCAGCGCACUGUCUUUGCAUAUCAGAUAUCUCUCAAGGCUGAUGAAAGAGAUGUUUAUGAGUUCUUCUCAAGGGCUGGCAAGGUUCGAGAUGUACGUCUUAUUAUGGACCGAAACUCAAGGCGCUCAAAAGGGGUUGGGUACAUUGAGUUUUAUGAUGCAAUGUCUGUCCCUAUGGCAAUAGCACUAUCUGGUCAACCUCUUCUUGGUCAACCCGUCAUGGUCAAACCAUCAGAAGCUGAAAAGAAUCUUGUGCAGUCCACUGCAACAGCUGCUGGGGUUGCAGGCGGUGCAGCAUACGCAGGGGGGGCUAGAAAGUUAUAUGUUGGCAAUCUUCAUUACAACAUGAAAGAAGAUCAACUUCGCCAGGUAUUUGAAUCAUUUGGUGUUGUAGAGCUGGUGCAAUUGCCUACUGAUGAGACUGGAAAUUGUAAAGGUUUUGGUUUUAUUCAGUUUGCACGUCUUGAAGAUGCUAGAGCUGCACAGAGUUUAAAUGGUCAAUUGGAGAUUGCAGGUCGAAUGAUGAAGGUGUCUGCCAUUACUGAUCAAUCUGGAAUGCAAGAAAUGGGUGUAAAUCCUGGUGAUUUUGAUGAUGACGAAGGAGGUGGCCUGUCUUUGAAUGCACGUUCUCGAGCACUUCUCAUGCAGAAGUUGGAUCGUAGUGGAAACACAACAAGUGCACUUGGCAUCCCGGCCAAUAAUAGCACAGGCCUAGCGCCAGCUGGCGUUCCUUUUUCUGGGCUUGCAUCGAUGCCUGGUGCUGUGCCACUCCAACUCCCACUCCCACCUGUUCCUGUUCCACCCAUAGAGAGCAUUGGUAUCCCCAGUGAAUGUCUGUUGCUGAAAAACAUGUUUGAUCCUGAGUUAGAGGAUGAGCCAGAUUUUGAUCUUGAUAUCAAGGAUGACGUUCAAUCUGAAUGCGCAAAAUACGGAAAGCUAAGACAUAUUUAUGUCGAGAAGGAGAGUGCUGGAUUUGUGUAUUUACGUUUUGAGAAUAGUCAAUCUGCUGUAGCUGCUCAGCAAGCUCUUCAUGGAAGAUGGUUUGCUGGAAAGAUGAUCACUGCUACCUUUAUGGUGCCACAAAACUAUGAGGGCAAAUUUCCGGACAGCAUCUAGGUGAUUGAAAAAUUUUAAAGCUGUUUUUCGUUGUAAUUUAGAUGUGGUUUCUAAAGUGUGUACAAGAACAUUGUUUGGUAUUUUGAGCAAUUGCAGGCAUUUGUGUUUUUUCUUUUAUCAUUUUAAGGAAAAACUUUGAUGUAUAAUAUUCUAUUAUUCAUGUAGUAUGAUUCUUAAUGCACUUUAUACA
Molecule: messenger RNA, 2196 nt
Organism: Lactuca sativa (garden lettuce)
Lineage: Eukaryota; Viridiplantae; Streptophyta; Magnoliopsida; Asterales; Asteraceae
Biological process (GO): mRNA processing
Cellular component (GO): nucleus
Molecular function (GO): RNA binding
Source: RefSeq, a predicted model, not a curated record